Megalopta genalis is the source of this 2023-nucleotide messenger RNA. RefSeq names its product SHC binding and spindle associated nessun dorma (gene nesd). Lineage: Eukaryota; Metazoa; Arthropoda; Insecta; Hymenoptera; Halictidae. The record is from RefSeq and is a predicted model, not a curated record. Gene Ontology annotation, biological process: male meiosis cytokinesis; spermatogenesis.
UCAGAGUCUUCGAUGCUGCAGUUAACAUUUUUUGUCGCCGUUUAACUCAGUUUAACUGUAGCGCACAUACGAAUUAAUUAAAAAUGUUCUGUUAGUUUUUUAAAGGUACAUUGCCAAACAAAUUAUUCAAUUUUUCGAUUCUGCAUUGUGAUUUUAUACUUUGAACUUGAAGUUAUUACAAAAUACUGUGGAAUAGCUUUGAAACAUUGAUAAAGAAGCAGAAACAAACGUGUCUUAUUCUGUAGUAAACGUCAUAGAGAUUUCAAAUUUCUAUAGAUCAAAUUCGCGACCGAAAGGUCGCGCGUAUCAAUGGAGAUAUAUACGUUUGACAAGAGUCUUCAAGAGAGACUGGUUGAGCUGACUGAAAUAUUGUCUAGCAGAGAUGAGAUUGUGCCCGCUUCCCAAAUCAAAGCUGAAUGGUUUUAUCAUGUGGAACUUGUAAUAGAGCCUACUGGUUGGCGAGCAUUGUGGAAGAUACCUCGAUUAGUAUGUGAAGACUUUCAGGUCCAUUACCCAACUAUAGUGGUGGUAGAAGUGGAGCAAGUUGAUUUUACUGAUCUAUCAGCAUUGGUUAAGAUCAUUGCUGUUCAAGAUGAAAUUCAUCUGCCAGAAAAAUAUGAUGUGCCACUCGUAGAACUAUAUCCAACUCACAAGCAAGAAAACAAUGCAUUAGAUAUGGAGGGCACUGCCAGCUGCAUUGACCAACUGCGAUUCUUUUAUAAUUACCUGUGGAUGCCAUGGGACAUAGAUGAUGAUGAUAACACUGAUUGGGUGUCUGUACAUCUUGAAACUAGGAUCAGGUUAUUCUUUGACAUGAAGAGGAGCAUUGUCAGUAAAGAAACUAGCGAUGUCAUUAGAAGUUUGAUAAGAGAGGGCAGGGAAGUUCAGCAAAGGAUAGCAAGAUUGGAGGACACUAUUUCUGAAGAAGAAGAGUCUCAUGAAGAGGUAGAUGGAGGAACAGCAUGUCAAUUAAUGAAACUUCACUUCAGGCUGCAACAAAUCAAGAGGGAGAUGGAAGUUCUUGAGAAUCCUGCCAUGAGAGAGAUCCUUGUAAAGAACAGAACAGAUUCCUUGAACAGUGAGAAACUCCAGAGAAGAGACAGCAAAGAAAGAAGCACAGAAGGGUACUUUGUAUGGCUGGGUGGCACUCUUGAAGAAAUGAAGGAAGCUAUAAGCAAAACUCAAGCAUAUUUGACUCCAGAGUUACACUUUAAAAUAUCCGGGUCUUUACAAGAGACUCUACAGGCUUGCGAUUCAGGGGACAUAAUCGUAAUUGGAGAGGGAACUCAUGACAUAAAGAGCGCCGGGAAUUUAGAAGAGGGGGGUACGAUUAGGGGUAUUAGUAGUGUAGAACGUACUGUUAUUUCUGUUAAAGAUACUGAAACCGCACCAUCUUUACUGGAUUUUUCUGGCAACGAAGUAUUGUUAGAAGGUAUUACUAUAGACGCAGGGGAUCUUAGAGCUGUUGUGAUUGUUAGAGCUGGAACCACGAAAAUAGUUAAUUGUCGAAUAUGCGCAUUGAGUCAAAGUAUAGUUAAAUUAGGCGUUGUUGUUCUACCAAAUGCAAAAUUGAUCAUAGAGAAUUCUGUAUUGGACGGCCUUGGUACAGCCGUGGUCAUCUACAGUAAAGGAGAGGUGUAUAUGAACAAUUGCAGUUUUAAAAACUGCGUCGAAGGUGUACAGCUGUAUGACGAUGUAAAACUGGUGAUAAGCAAUUGCUUCCUAGAACAGUUCAAAGAAUACGCAUUGCGGCUGGAGACUCAAAAAUAUUUGUACGGGACAGAAAGCAAAUUUGGUAGUUCUGAACUGUUAGCCGGUGUGUCCGAAAUUUCGUUGAAGGAUUGCAAAUUCGGUGGGAAUGGCAAAGGAGACGUUAUUUUGAAACCUGGAACGGCAUUCGCUUCUGCGAAACAAGAUAGAACCUUGAAGUAAUUCGACGAGUUUCAAAUCUCGCAAUUUUCUAUUUACAAUUCGAAAUUGCAUGUAUCGGUGCUCCUACAAAAUAUACAAAUUUUGUAUUUUU